GUGCAGCCGCGAUAGCAGUCUCGCGUGAUGUGGCUUUGGGAUUUGUGUGAAACAAGAGGCUGGGAGGCUGCAAUUAACAGUUUUGCGGGAGGUACAUGUCGAUGAGAAGAAAGGCCAGUGUCAAGAUGAAGGAGUGGGAGAAUAUUUUUUCUCAAUGUCACAUAAUACCACCACACAAGCAAAGAUGUAAGCAUGUUCCUUUUGAGAAAGCGGGAUAUCAGAUCUGCAUAGAAACGCUGGAGGGAACCCCAGUAAGACAGGGUGUUUUGGAGAGAAGUGUAGAAGUAUGCUGCCAACUAAGAGUGACUCUGUUUGAUAGCACCUAUCAUCAUUUCUUUGGAAGGACUUGGAAAAGUUCAGCAAAACCCUUAAAAGCAACUCCAGGAAAAGGCUCAAAGAUUCUUUUUAAUGAGCCUAUAUACUUUUAUACAACACUUUGUGAUCCCAGCAUUAUGGCUGUCAUUGAGGUUGUUGCACUUACCAAAAAGCAAGAUGGAUCCAAACAAGGACUCUCGUGUGGCUUUGGAAUAAUGGGCUUGUUUAGCCAUCCGCUGGAAGAUGAUUCAAGCAUUCAGAACAAAAGGUUAAAACUUUAUUAUGGAACACCUCGAAGUCUUUUGCAUCCAACGCUCAAAGAUCCUAAUGAAUUAAAUCAACAAAUGACAUUACUUGAAAAUACCUCCAUUCAGUACUCUGUGCGACCACACAAAGUCUUACAGACAGUUGCCCACUUGCUCCCAGAAAACGUGCUCGUUUCUGGCUCUGAGACAAUCCCUGGGAUUAUACCAUCAUCUGAUGAAUCAGGUGAUGCUUUAAAAAAACCUCAUGUGCAGAAGACUGUUGUUUGUUACUUAGAUCAAAUCUGUUUGUUUCUCUAUCCUUCACUGGAGAAGUUUGAGGAGGAGCUGACAGUGCUAGUUAACAAUGACUGGCUACCUAAGGAUGAUGGCAAUAUCAAUGGAGGCUGUGUGUCAAUUCAAGAACGAAGACUGCAUAUUGGUGUUCACAAUGGCUGGGUAUUUGUGCAAAAGCCACAGAUUGUUGUUGUAGUCCCAGAGGCUGAAAUGAUGAGAGGACAUUCCACAACCAGUUUAAAGAAAAAUGUCACCCAACAAAAAUUAAGCUCCACAGUGCAAGCACUAGUCCUGAGGAGUCGUAUACGCCUGCCUGAAAUGGUUAAUCACCGUGGCUUUGCACUUGUCUUUCUGCUCGAGUAUGUCUUUUCUAUCCCCAAUGGAAUCCACAGUAAGACUCCUUCAGCAGCAUCAAGUACAUCUUACAUGCAUAUGAUUCGUUGGGCGGCUUGGACCCCUUCUCUAGAAAAGGGUUCUUCAGAAGUGGCCUUACCCCUUCAAGGAGGACCUCAUCCUAACCCCAGCAGCAAUUUAGUAUACAAGAUGCCGCCAGCUAACAUGAGCUCAGAAGAGGUGCAACAGGUGGAAUCUGGCACAGUGCAUUUUACCUUUUGUUCUGGGUCAGAGAACCUACUGGAAAAGACCAGAGACUCUGCAGUAACUGCCAAUGAAGAGCUCAUUCAAUCCAAGAAAAAUGUAAAGACAUCAAAUUCCAAGUUGAUGGCACAGACAACAUUCUCUCCUCUAGAGUCUCAAGUAGGACCUGCCUACUUAGGUUGGUUAUCUCUUUCUACUGAAAUGAAAAGCAACACAUUUAUUAACGAUUUGUACAAGGAACAUAUGAAGAUGACAUAUUCCUUUUUUUAUAUGUAUCAAGAUAAAUGAUGUAAUUUAUCAUUGUCAUCAAUAAAAUAUAUAUAUACACACA
Molecule: messenger RNA, 1782 nt
Organism: Xenopus tropicalis (tropical clawed frog)
Lineage: Eukaryota; Metazoa; Chordata; Amphibia; Anura; Pipidae
Gene: nphp4.2
Product: nephronophthisis 4, gene 2
Biological process (GO): negative regulation of canonical Wnt signaling pathway
Cellular component (GO): non-motile cilium; cytoskeleton
Source: RefSeq, marked provisional